UAUUGUACUUAAAAUAACAGCUUGUGUGCUGCCAAGUUUUCAUUCACUAAUUUAAGAUUGCCGCGUCUGUUUAUUUCUGACAUGGUGGCGUUAGUUUUUGUUCUUAAUUGUGCGUUUGUGUUGUGUUUUGGCCAAGAAUUAAAGAUUGGUGGUCUCUUUGAAGAAGUCAACGAGAAUGCCAGGUUAGCCUUUCAACUUGCGGCUGAAAUAAUAAACGAAAGCAGUGACAGUGGAAGUAAAUUGCAUUCUCUUUGGGGAUACGUGCAGCACUUUAACACAUUAUCUGCAUCUCACACGUUCUGCUCUAUGCUCGAAGAAGGUCUGGUGGGCGUCAUUGGUCCCACGUCACCUUUCUUAUCACCGUAUGUUAAAUCCCUAUGUGAUGUCAAAGACAUCCCCUUAAUUCAAGUCCACUGGGAUCUUAACCAGAGCAAAAAUGACGCUUCCAUCAAUUUACAUCCAGAUCCAGCGGAAUUAAGCAGGAGCUUUGUCGAACUGAUUAAAGCUUGGAAUUGGGGCAGUUUUACUGUUAUUUAUGAGAAUAACGACAGUCUUCCGAAAAUUAGGAGCUUAUUAGAAAUAUACGACAGCAGUCAGUAUACCAUUACCUUGCGACAAUUACAUUCAAGUGGUGACCACCGAAAACUGUUCGUUGAACUGAAAAAGUCUGGAGAUAAGCAUUACGUGGUUGAUUGCUCCAUGAGCGCUUUGGGAGAUGUUUUACAGCAGGCACAACAAGUUGGAAUUAUGACUGACGAGUAUUACUUCUUCAUUCUUAACUUGGAUAUGUCAACAAUUGACUUAAACCCAUAUCAGUACGGUGGAGUAACCGUAACAGGCAUUCGACUCAUUAACCCAGAGGACACCAAAGUGAUUGAAUUUUCACGUAGGUUACAGCAGUUGAGAUUGGAUAGUGGUUUGAAGGCCGAGGCGUUUAAUCAUUUAGCGGCAUGGAAGCUCCAAACCGAAACUGCUUUGAUAUUAGACGCGGUAUAUCUAUUGCAUGAGACGUUAAUAGAGUUACACCUGACUGGGUUCGAUGCCGCUCCAGUGUUUUGUAAUUCAAGCGACAGUUGGAGGAAGGGAUCGAGUGUAAUUAAUUUCAUGAAAGCUAAAACACUCGCAGGUUUAACAGGAAAUAUAAAGUUUGACAUCGAAACUGGUGUAAGAAAAGAUUUUACUUUAGACGUAAUCGAGCUAACGCCAGGGGGGUUAAUUAAAAUUGGAGCUUGGAAUUCAGUGCUUGGAAUUGACUCCACCCAAACACCUCGAAAGGAAAUCUACGGUUUUACAGAUGGUAACCCCAUGAAAAAUAAAAGAUUUACGGUACUAACAACCUUGACUGAACCCUACGGAAUGCUUAAAAAUGUUAGCGCUACCCUCACUGGAAAUGACCGUUAUGAAGGUUUCGGGAUUGACGUAAUCCACGAACUGUCUAAAAAGCUGGAAUUCAAGUAUGAGAUCUUACUACAGGAGGACGGCCAGUAUGGAACCUUCAACGCGCGUACUAAGACUUGGAAUGGAAUGCUUGGAGAACUAAGAGCCGGCAGGGCCGAUUUCGCUAUCACAGAUUUAACAAUAACAUCUGAGCGAGAAAGCGCAGUAGACUUUACCAUGCCAUUUAUGAGUUUAGGAAUAAGUAUACUGUACAGAAAACCAGAACCUGCACCCCCUAGUCUGUUCACUUUUGCAUAUCCAUUUUCGGGUGAAGUUUGGGUUUUAAUGGCCGCGUCCUAUUUACUCGUUUCCAUAAGUUUCUUUAUUAUGGGAAGGUUGUGUCCAAGUGAAUGGACUAACCCAUACCCUUGCGUCGAGGAGCCUAGUUUCCUCAUUAAUCAGUUCAGCUUUCGUAACUCUUUGUGGUACACCGUUGGAAGUCUUAUGCAGCAGGGCACAGAGCUAGCCCCUUUAGCAAUUUCUACGCGGAUGGCAUCAGGGGUUUGGUACUUCUUCAUUCUGAUAAUGGUAUCCUCGUACACGGCCAAUCUAGCAGCGUUUUUAACAGUAGAGGAGCUAGUUACGCCAUUUGAAAACGUCGAAGAGUUAGUUGCACAAAAAGGGAUAAAAUAUGGAGCAAAAGCCAUUGGCGCCACAAGAAACUUUUUCAAAGACUCAAACUAUUCAGUCUACCCACAAAUACAAAAAUACAUGAACCAGCACCCUGAAGACAUGAUGGCAAACAACGAAGAUGGUGUUAGCAAAGCAGAAUUAGAAAAUUACGCAUUUUUCAUGGAGUCGACCAGUAUCGAAUAUUCCAUUGAAAGACAUUGUAAUUUAACACAAGUGGGUGGUGCACUGGACGAAAAGGGUUACGGUAUCGCAAUGAAAAAAGAUUCGGAAUAUAGACAUCUACUAAGCACGGCAAUCCUAGAGCUGCAAGAAUCUGGAAAACUGGCUCAGUUAAAAACGAAAUGGUGGAAAGAAAAGCGGGGAGGGGGAAGAUGCGAGAAAAGGCAACCGGUUGCAACUCCUCUAGAUUUGAAAAAUUUAGGGGGAGUGUUUUUUGUACUUGGAGUUGGCACAUUUCUAGGUAUCGUCUGUACAUUCAUUGAGCUAAGUGUCCAUACUUUUAAAAAGACGAAAUUAUCCAAUGUGUCCUUUAAAAGCAAGAUGAUGGACGAGCUGAAGUUCUUUUUUCAGUUUAGGAGAAUGAGGAAGCCCGUUGCAGAAUUUUGAAGCUUUGAAUACUUAUUGCCAUCAUUAUACAAUCUUAAUUUCAUUAAAUGUAGAAAAAGUU
Molecule: messenger RNA, 2737 nt
Organism: Photinus pyralis (common eastern firefly)
Lineage: Eukaryota; Metazoa; Arthropoda; Insecta; Coleoptera; Lampyridae
Product: glutamate receptor ionotropic, kainate 2-like
Exons: 11
Coding region: 82-2676 (864 amino acids)
Biological process (GO): synaptic transmission, glutamatergic; modulation of chemical synaptic transmission; monoatomic ion transport
Cellular component (GO): postsynaptic membrane; plasma membrane
Molecular function (GO): transmitter-gated monoatomic ion channel activity involved in regulation of postsynaptic membrane potential; glutamate-gated receptor activity
Source: RefSeq, a predicted model, not a curated record